This is a messenger RNA of Scleropages formosus (Asian bonytongue), 3661 nucleotides long. RefSeq names its product NRDE-2, necessary for RNA interference, domain containing (gene nrde2). Lineage: Eukaryota; Metazoa; Chordata; Actinopteri; Osteoglossiformes; Osteoglossidae. The record is from RefSeq and is a predicted model, not a curated record. Gene Ontology annotation, cellular component: catalytic step 2 spliceosome. Bases 40 to 3471 code for a protein of 1143 amino acids. The transcript has 14 exons. Gene Ontology annotation, molecular function: protein binding. Gene Ontology annotation, biological process: RNA processing; negative regulation of RNA catabolic process; regulatory ncRNA-mediated heterochromatin formation.
UUGCUGCGACUGUUUACAGGUGGAGACCCGGAGCAAAGGAUGGCGCUUUUUCCAGCUUUUUCGAGUGUUUCAGCAACGAGCUCAGCCAGCGAAAAAGCCAAAGAGCUGGACUGGCUGAGCAAUAGGAGUUUCUGCUCAGAUGAUGCCCUUACUAUCCACCAGCAUGUCCAGGACAGGAUUUUGCCUGAGAGACAAGAGGACUCAGAGACAGGUGUUCCCACUUUAAAAAAGCUAAAAGAGGACGAGGAGAAUGACUACAGUCAUAAGAAAAGGAGAAAGAAGGAAAAGAAGAAGAAGCACAAAAAGCACAAGACAAAGCAUGGGGAGCAUGCGGAGGGCAGCGGCUCUGAGUCAGACACCGUGUAUCCUAGUGAUCUCGUCAAACAGGAAGCUGACACUGCAAGCCGUGAAGAAAAAGUUUCAACCCAGGGUUCCUUCAUCUGGCUCGAUGACCUAACUGCCCCCACGGACCGCCCGUUCUGCAUCGAUAAGAAGGCUGAUUCUGCUAACUGGGAGUACAAGUCACUGUACCGAGGAGACAUCCCCAGGUACAAGCGCAAGGGAAAUUCCUCUUUGGGACUAGACCCCGCGACCCAGGCCGUGACCUGGACCGAUACCAAGACCUCAGAGAAGAAGCGAGGGGACAGGACGUCAGAGCGUUACUUCUCGCGGAGUUGCCAGCAGUUGCUGAACACUGUGGACCUGUCGGUGGUGACUGGCUCCCGUGGAUCAGGGCCAAACUUGACUGCCGUCCGUUUCAUUCCUGUUCCUCAGUGCCUGGAGGAGGAGGGCAGUGCUGACACCCCCCAGGUCCCCUCUGCAGUCAACCCCUUGGGGGUGUACGACUCUUCUACCUCAUUGUGGCUGCAGGGUAAAGGUCGGCAGGAGCCAGGCCUGCAGAAAGAGGAGGGCUCUGCUGUCACGUCAAGGGGUGGUAGCAGCAGCACGGCUCUGAUGGCUGCAAGAGUGGAAGACUUCAACCGCAGGUUGCGUGAGAAUCCAUCUGACAUACCCACGUGGUUGGAGUUUGUGCAUUUCCAGGAUGAGCUGACUGCUGGUCCAAGCCCCUUCUCAGGUUCUGAGGGUGAUGUAGAUAGAUGUAAAAAGUCCCUGAAGAUGACACUGGAAAAAAAGAUGGCCAUCCUGGAGAGGGCGCUGGAAAGCAACCCGGGCAGUGUGGAACUGAAGCUGGCACGAUUGGACCUGGGUCGGGAGCUGUGGGAUCCAGCUGCACUGCUUCGCGAGUGGAGGCAGUUGGUCUUCCUGCACCCCAACAACGCAGAGCUCUGGAGGGCCUAUCUGCUCUUCAUCCAAGGCCAGUUCAGCACGCUCACUGUCUCCAAGGUCAAUGGCGUCUAUGGCAAGUGCCUAAGCACGUUGGCGUCCGUGCAGGACGGUGCCUUGGUGUCCCAUCCUGCCCUGCCUGGCACCGAGGAAGCCAUGCUGGUCAUCUUCCUACAACAGUGCCACUUCCUCAGACAGGCGGGACAUUCAGAGAAAGCAAUCGCGCUCUUCCAGGCCAUGCUUGACUUCACCUUCUUCAAGCCUGACAGCGUAAAGGAGAUGCACACAAAGCAGCAGGUGGAGUUCUUCGAGCCCUUCUGGGACAGCGGGGAGCCACGGAUUGGCGAGAAGGGCGCACGGGGCUGGAAGGCCUGGAUGCACCAGCAAGAGAGAGGGGGCUGGGUCAUCCCCAGUGAGCCAGAUGAUGAUGACGAUGAUGACCAAGACGACGGAUCCGAGGUGAAGGAUAAAACCUGGCCCAAGUGGCGAAUCUGGCUUGAUGUCGAGGCUUCUCGGGAGGCCAACCACUGGCUGCCAUGGAGACCUGACAAGACCAAAGGCCAGUCCGAGGAGGACUGUGAGGACCCCGAUCAACAGGUCCUGUUUGAUGAUGUGGGACCCUCUAUGAUUCUUCUCUCAAAGCCUGAGCUCCGCUUCCAGCUGCUCUGCUCCUUCCUGCGUUUCCUAGGGCUUCCGUGUGACAUGGACUAUCCCUGCGGGCCCUCUUGGAGUAUCCUACUGGACAAUCUCGCACUACUGGUGGAGGAGCUGGAUGCAGACAGACCUCUGAGCUGCUCUGACCUCUGGCAGGCUGGGGUCAGCCCGGUGGGUCAUAUGACCACCCUGGGUGCACCUAGAAGGAUGGUGGGUUUGUGCAAGCAAGGAGAGGAGUUUAUGCAGAAUGUUCUCCAUCAGCUUUGGCCCCUGCUGUCUGCCUCAGAGAGGUCCAAGCUCUCACUCUACUGGAUACAGUAUGAGAAGAUCAAGGUGAUGCGGUGUGUCCGCAGCAGGAACAAGCGGCACAUGAGAUCCCAAGGUAAGCGGAGCAAGAAGGUGGCCAAGCGGCUGUUAAAGGAAGCGGAGAACCGCAAUGACCUGGCACUGUGGAGGGAGUUCGGCCACCUGGAGUGGCUGCUGGGGAACCUGGAGGAGGCCCGGAAGGUGUUGGACACAGCCUUGUCACUGGGACUAUCCCGUGGCUUACAGGACCGUGCCCUGUGUGACCUCUGCCUACUCUAUGCCCAGCUGGAGGUGGAGCAGGGGGUGGGGCCAACAGCUGGAACAGCUUCCCCCACGCUUCACAUCCUCACGCGUCUGGCUGAAGGUGGGACGUACUCCCCCUUCAGUGGCCAAGUGUCCCCUGUGUCCAUCUUGAAGGCCCGGCGGACCUUUGAGCAGGCCCAAGAAACCAACUGCCGGCCUGGGCUUGUUGGCUGCUUCGCCCUCUUCCAGUACUUGACCGUGGGUGUGGAGGCCGCAGAUAAAGUAUACCAACAGGCCAUGGAGCGGCUGGAGGAAAGGCACACAGACCAUCAGGAGGAGAUACUUGGCGAGGUCAACUCGGAGCUGGAGGCACUCUCUGUGGCACGCGCCUCGUUGCUACGGCAUGUUGCCAGCGCGUGCCCACUGAGCCGCCUUCGCGAUGCCCUCACCUCUGCCCUCUCCCAUUUCCCUAACAACUCCCACCUGUGGAAGCUGUACCUGUCGGCAGAGAACAGGUACCACAACGCUGGCCGCGCCCGCCGCUUCCUGCACACCCUCACUUGUCGUGCCACAAGUGCCAUCCCUCGGUUAUUCGCCAUCAGCGCUGAGCAGAAAAGGAAGGAGCUGGUGGACACAGUGCAGAGGAGUGAUCGUUACGGGGACGUUCGGGCCACUUUACCGGAGACUGGGCUGAAACACCGCAUUCGAGCGCUGUUCGAAAGUGCAGUGGCCACCGAGCACGGGUCCCGCUGCCCCCUCCUCUGGAGGAUGUACAUCCACUUCCUGGUUCUGGAGGGGAAUGUCGACAGGGGCAGAGGGAUCUUUUACAGAGCUCUGCAGAACAUCCCUUGGGUAAAGGGCCUCUACAUGGAUGCCGUUCUGCUGUUCCCUGACCACGUGCAGGAGUUCCUCGACCUCAUGCAGGAGAAGGAACUGCGGCUUCGUCUGCCCAUGGAGGAGGUGGACAUCCUACUAGAGGACUAGCCCCCCCCCCAUCCAUCAAGGCUCUGCACAGUGGGCCCCUAACCCAGAGCUACAGUCAAAGACUGUAUUUAUCAUGCCAUGCCCUUGCAAAAAAUCCUCUGUGCAGAAAAUGUGAUUGAUUGAAAUAUGAAACACAUUGCUGUUAAUGAGUGUAUAUAGAUUGUAUAUAUGUUGAAACUAAUUAAAAAGA